AUGGCGUUGGCUGCUCAUCUCACCUGGAAGAUCAUCGACUCGGGCCCCGUGGACGAGCUGGAGCCGCCCUCGACCCAAGCGCUCGCUGCGACGAUCGAGAGCACCAUCCUCAAGGAUGGCACGGAGCCUAUGACGCCCGUCCCUGCAGAUUUCAGUCCGAACAUCGGAGGGGGUAAGCGGUUGAGGGAUGAAGGUUUAACGCCUAAACGCUUCCGAGUGGUUGUAAAGAAACAGGUGUUCAACUCGGUUUAUGGAGCCAAGUAUAGUCUUCAACUUUGCUUUGAUCGGUCGCCGUACCCGGGUGUGGAGGAGUGGUUGUCUGGUUUUGGCGUUAUGGUUGAGUCGAUUCGGUCGUUUGGUAGGACUGUUUUUGUGGGUGGAGAGAUGGAUGAGCAAAGGAGAGAGGGAAAAGCGUUCUAUGGCCCACGGGCGAGGGUUUGA
This is a messenger RNA of Coprinopsis cinerea okayama7#130, 441 nucleotides long. RefSeq lists its product as hypothetical. The coding region runs from base 1 to 441 and encodes 146 amino acids. Lineage: Eukaryota; Fungi; Basidiomycota; Agaricomycetes; Agaricales; Psathyrellaceae. The transcript is spliced from 2 exons. The record is from RefSeq and is a predicted model, not a curated record.